AUGGAUUAGGGAGAAUUUAUUCAGGAUGAUAAUGAUCAGGAUUAUGAUCAAUAGGAGGGAGAUGAUGAAAACAAUGAUUAUAUGGAAGAUCCUUAAUAGGAUAAUAAUUACAACUAAAAUGGCGACAAUUUAGAUGAUCAAGGUCAAGAUGAUGAUGGUGGCUAGAACAACCUCUAGCAGCCAUCAGUUCCUCCUGAAGACGAUGAGGAUGACGAUGAUGAUUUCCCUGAAUAUGCAAAUGAACAAAAUAAAAGACUUAAUGAAAUCAUCAAAAAGAAGAGAAAGCUUAUUAAGGAUAUUUCUGCCAAAAUUGAAGAGAAGUCUGACCGUACCAAAGUUUUACAAGAGCACUUGAAAAAUGUUGAGCAAGAGCUUUUACAUACAUAAGCAUUGAUCGAUGCUAAAAACAAAGAAAUUGAAACUGAAGAUCACAUGAAAUAAAUUGCUGAACGUUAAAGUGGUCGUAUUCAGAGCGAAUUGAAAAUUCUUGAAAAAAGAUCAAUUGAGUAGCAAGAAAAACUAAAUGACGUAUAAAACCAAAUCUUCAGGGGAAAUGAAAAAAUGGAUUAAUACAAGUUAGAAAUGAAUUGGAAUCAAGAAGAAUUAGAGUAGUGGGCUCUUGCUGCUCGUUAAAAGGAAGAAGAUAACUUAACCCUUGAAAAAUAUAAACGUGCUGAUGAAGUUAAAAUCAAGGAAUUGAAUCUUGCCAUUGAAAAACUUACUGCCGAAGUUGGAAGAAAAUAAAACGAAUUAGAAAAGGAAAUUACUGAAACUUAAGCUGCUCAAAUUGAAUUAGACAAGACUGCUGAAGAAUUCAAGAGAUAACAUGAGGAGAGACAUAAAUUAUUUUUGUAAUGGCAAGAAGUAACAGAAAUUAUCUCAAAGAGAGAUCUUGCUAUUCGUGAGGAAGGUGAAAAUUUCGCUCGUAUUAAGAUUGAAAUCAAGUCAAAUAAAGACGCUUUAGAAGAAAGAAAGCGUAUUUUGAAGGAAGCCAAAGAAGAAAACAAACGUAUCUAAAUGGCUAAUGAACUUAUGGAAAGACAAAAUAUCUAACAAAUAUCUGAUAACAAACACAUUGAAGAAUAAUUGGCAGAGAAGAAAGCUGAUGUUGAAAUCCUUAAAAACUAAGUUAGUGCUUUUGCAAGUGAUUUGUCUUCCAAAAAGAACAGAAUUGCUAUUUUAAGUUAAGAAUUGCUAGCUAAGAAGCAAAGACUUAAUGCUGCUUAAAAGAAGUAUCAAGCUCACUAAGUCAAGCUAAAAAAUGAAGAGAUUAUGGCCAAAUAAUAUGAAAACGACAGAUCCUAUGCUGAAGAAAAAUAUAGAAAAAAUGAAAAGGAAAAGAAAGAACUUGAGAAGGAAAUCAGAACUUAAAAGGAAAAUCUGUUUAAGCACACCUAAGAGUUAUUCAAACACAGAGAAAGAGAAGCUAACCUCUAUGGUGAAAUCCAAGGAAACAUGGCUGCAUGCAGAAACCUUUAAUCUCAUAUUACUAAAUUAAAUCAAGAAUUUUAGCGUCAAUAAGAACUUUUGUAUAAUGCUGAGUAUCAAAUCUAACUCAUGGAAAGAAGAGUAGCUCGUGCAAAGGGUGAAAGAACUUUAGAAGAAAAGAAGGAUUUGGAAAAUGAAAUUAUGAAUGCUGAAAGGGAGCUUGGAGGAGUCACUGGACAAAAUAAAGAGCUGAUUGAAUCUCUCAAGAAUUUAGAUGAUGAAAUUAGAACUGUGAAGAAAAAACUUGCUUACGUUGAAGAAGAAAAUACAAAGUAUUCCAGUUUGAUUGAAGAACUCAUCCUUGAAAACGAUAUGACUUACUAAGAUUUGAAUAAGAUCAUUAAAUAAAAAGAAGAAGUUCUCGUUUAACAUGAUACAAUGAAGCUAGAAAUUAAAAAGAUCAAUGAAAGUUUGAAUGGAGCUACAGAAAAAGUCUUCAAUCUUGAAAACUAAAUUUACUAAUUAGAAAUGAGUAUGCAAGAAAGAGAAAAGGAAAUUGAAGUCCAUAAGGAUGUCUUAAUGACCGAACAUAAAGCAGCAGAAGAAGAAAGACACAAAAUUGCAGUAGAAUUGGCUGAAAGAAAAAACAAAGUCAAGAACUUAAAGAUUAAGUACGAAUCUCUAGUUCAAAAAAAUAAGGCUUCAAAUGGUGAAGUUGAAUCUGUACAUGAGCACUCUCAAGCUUACUAUGUUAUUAAAGCAGCCCAAGAAAGAGAAGAAUUACAAAGAAAGGGUGAUGAACUCAAUGCCAAAAUAUUGAAGAAUGAAAAAGAAUUAAAGGCAUUAGAUAACACACUCAACCAUUUAAAAAAUAGAAAUUCUAAUUACAGAGACAAAUUCCUUAACAAGGGAGUUACUACUUAACAUAGAGAAGAAGCUGAAGGAUUAGAAGAACAAUGUAGAGCAGCUUCAUAAAAUUUAUUUAAAAAGAGAGAUGAGCUACAAAAGCUCUAAAAAGAGUAAGAAGAAGACACAAGAAGAUAUACUGAAAUAAAAAAUAAAUUGGAAAGAUUAUAUGAAUAGCAUCAAAGCUUAGAUCAAGAAAUCUCUAAGUACCAAAAAGAUAUAGAUCAAUAAGGAGAUAAACUUUAAAGAGCUUAGAAUUCUUUACAAAGAAAUUAUUAGUUGGCAGUAAAUAAAAACUAAAAUUUUAUUAAUCCAAAGAAUCCUCACAUGAUUUAAGUCAAGCUUGACAAUUAAAAUAAUCUCUACAAAACUUUGCUCUAAGGGCUUUACUCUUUACAACAAGAUAUUCCCGAGCUUAGUAGCGUUGUUGAUGAAAUAUUAAAGGAAUAAAGAAUAUAAAACAAUAAGGCUCCUUCUUCGAUAGAUAUAAAUUCAAAGCGCUCUUCACAGUCAGGUCGCUCUCAAAGAUCAUAAAGAUCAAACAUUAGUAAUUAAUGA
This is a messenger RNA of Tetrahymena thermophila SB210, 2892 nucleotides long. Its product is annotated as flagella associated protein. Gene Ontology annotation, biological process: cilium movement; inner dynein arm assembly; cilium-dependent cell motility. The record is from RefSeq and is a predicted model, not a curated record. The transcript has 13 exons. Lineage: Eukaryota; Ciliophora; Oligohymenophorea; Hymenostomatida; Tetrahymenidae. Gene Ontology annotation, cellular component: axoneme.